Messenger RNA from Spodoptera littoralis (African cotton leafworm), 1572 nucleotides. NCBI's taxonomy places the organism in Eukaryota, Metazoa, Arthropoda, Insecta, Lepidoptera, Noctuidae. The record is from the annotation of a GenBank genome assembly.
AUGGCUACUAUGGAGGAAAAGAAAACGCUUAUAACUCGUAAUUUACAAGAAGUAUUGGGCGAUGACAGGCUUACAGAAAUCUUGAAGCAAAGGGAUCUUAAAAUUUACUGGGGCACAGCAACAACUGGGAGACCCCAUGUCGCUUAUUUUGUUCCAAUGUCGAAGAUAGCAGACUUCUUAGUAGCUGGUUGUGAGGUGACUAUUUUAUUUGCGGAUUUACAUGCUUAUUUAGAUAAUAUGAAAGCACCAUGGGAUCUGUUGAAUCUCCGUGUACAAUACUAUGAAGCUGCCAUUAAAGCUAUGCUUCAAUCAAUUGGUGUACCACUGGAUAAAUUGAAGUUUGUUAAGGGCACUGAUUAUCAGCUUAGCAAAGAGUACACACUUGAUGUAUAUCGCAUGUCGUCUGUAGUCACAGACCACGAUGCCAGAAAGGCUGGAGCAGAAGUUGUAAAACAAGUUGAUCAUCCAUUACUCAGUGGUCUGUUAUACCCCGGCCUCCAAGCAUUAGAUGAAGAAUAUUUGAAAGUAGAUGCACAAUUUGGUGGAGUAGAUCAAAGGAAAAUAUUUACUAUGGCUGAAAAGUAUUUGCCUCAGUUAGGGUAUGCUAAAAGGGUACAUUUAAUGAAUCCUAUGGUUCCUGGUCUAACAGGAGGAAAAAUGUCUGCAUCUGAAGAAGAUAGCAAAAUUGAUUUAUUAGACAACCCAGCUAAUGUAAAGAAGAAGUUGAAAAAGGCUUUCUGUGAACCUGGUAAUAUUACUGAUAAUGGUGUUUUGUCAUUCACUAAAUAUGUUGUAUUUCCUUUGAUGAAGGGAGAUGAGACUUUCAAAAUUACUAGAGCACCAGAGCAUGGUGGUAAUGUUGAGUUUACCAAGUUUGAAGAUCUGGAAAGUGCCUAUGCUAAACAGGAAAUUCACCCAGGAGAUCUAAAGGCUAGUGUUGAGUUAGCUAUCAACAAACUUUUAGGUCCUAUUCAAGAAAUAUUCAAACAGCCUCAUCUCCAAGAGCUAGCCAAGAAGGCAUACCCACCUCCAGCUAAAUCUAAAGGAAAUGCACAGACAGCUGAUGAAAUAACACCUUCUAAACUUGAUAUUAGAGUGGGGCGCAUAGUUGAAGUUUCAAGACAUCCGGAUGCAGAUGCUCUCUACGUUGAAAAGAUAGAUUUAGGAGAGGAAGAACCUAGAACUGUUGUAUCAGGAUUGGUUAACUUUGUGCCUUUAGAAGAAAUGCAGAACCGAGAUGUAGUAGUUCUGUGUAACUUAAAACCUGCCAAAAUGCGAGGUAUUGAAUCUAAAGGAAUGGUGCUAUGUGCUUCUGUUGAUGAGCCUAAACAGGUUGAACCCCUGUUGGCCCCAGAGGGUAGCAAGCCAGGUGAUAGAGUGGUUAUAGAAGGGUAUGAAACAGGAGAACCUGAUGAUGUUUUGAAUCCCAAGAAAAAGGUAUGGGAAAAACUGCAAGUUGACCUAAAAACCAAUGACUCUCUUCUAGCAGUAUGGCAAGAUAAUAAAUUGAUUAGCAAAGUCAAUGGAAAUCCUGUUACUACUAAAUCAAUGAAGAAUGCUCCUAUUAAAUAG